Molecule: messenger RNA, 1797 nt
Organism: Exophiala oligosperma
Lineage: Eukaryota; Fungi; Ascomycota; Eurotiomycetes; Chaetothyriales; Herpotrichiellaceae
Exons: 3
Coding region: 124-1797 (557 amino acids)
Biological process (GO): positive regulation of transcription by RNA polymerase II
Cellular component (GO): nucleus
Molecular function (GO): DNA-binding transcription factor activity, RNA polymerase II-specific; transcription cis-regulatory region binding; zinc ion binding
Source: RefSeq, a predicted model, not a curated record
UCUCUACUGUACAUCGCCUUUUGUACGUGCCGGCGCCAAUUCGAAUCCGGCCUAUCGUGCGGCGUACCUAUGCGCAAUAUUCCGUGAUGUGAUCCUUGAAAUCAUGCUAGCUGCACCAUAACUAUGACCACUGCACAACUCAGUCUCGAACCGUGUCACAACUGUCGUCGACGUCGUUUAAAAUGCGAUCGAUCUGUUCCACGGUGUUCGAAGUGCACCAAAACCGGUCAGGAAUGUCUGGGCUAUCAGCGCUUGUUUCGUUGGGAGCCGGGAGUGGCUAGUCGUGGCAAGAUGGCUGGUAGGACGUUCGAGGACAUGACAAAGGGUCGAGAGGAGAAGAAGAAUGAAAUUUCCAAUGCUGAUUCAUUGUUCCCUGCUGGGCUAUCAAGCCAGAAUUAUGCCCCUGGAUGUACGGAAGUCUUGCCAGUUGGAUCAUUGACGGAUCCUCUGGUCCAAGACCUCAGUCAUACAUCGAGGAAGUAUCUGUCUUACUUUGCCAGUGAUGUCUGCAGAGAUCUUGUCCUCUACGACUGGCCCAACCACAAUCAUUUCCGAGAACUCAUCCCAUUGACGCAGCGGUAUCCAGUCCUUCUUCACAUCGUCAUUGCAAACUCGGCAUUGCACAUGUCGAACGCAAGCCAGAAAUUGUUGUCAACCUCCACUCCAUCAGCUUUUCCGCAUCGACGUCUGCCAGGCCAAUUGAGCUCUGCAUGCUUGAAAUUCUCCGCGAUUGAACGGUUGAAAUCCUAUCAUGAUGCUCUUGCAGCCAAACAACAGGCUCUCUCACUUCUUCAGUCCGGUAUUGUCAGUGUAUCUUCGGCGGACGUUGAUGUGACUCUGGCGGUUGUACUUUUGUUCAUCGAACUAGAGCUCAUUGACUCUGGACGGGAUCACUGGAAGUAUCACAUCAAGGGGGCGAGAACGAUGAUCGAGACUCUAAUUGGAACCAAUGCAUUGACACGGCAGACUGCCAUGAGUCCGCUCCGCAGGAGUUUGAUUGCGAAUUGCUUGGUGUUCGAUAUCAUCGGUUCUGCGCUGUCAGCCCCCAUUGUCCACGAUUCCCCUAGAGAGCAAUUUCCAAUUGCAAAUCUAUCCCUCUUACAAGAUGCAGAAGGUAAUCACUGCUCUUCGUUCCCGACAUUUCUCUUGCAGCUCCUCCGAAGCGGCUCUGCGUUAUCUUUGCCAAGCAACUCAUCGUCGUCAUCUUCUCCUUCUUCGCCCUUGAUUGAUGCCCGAAUACAACAACAAAAACAGAAACAACAGCUACUCUCCCUCCUGUCUGCGGCACGAGAUUUCGAACCCCUUGUAUGGGCUACAAAUGUUCAACCGCACUCUCCAGCCCACGACCUUCAGUACCGCACCCACAUUGCUUCGGCACACCGGGCGGGAGUGUGCAUCUACCUCUCCCGUGUUCUCCUGUCUCUCUGUCCUUCCAUCUCCACCACCCAGCUCCCACAAGACCUUGAUUCUCUCAUGGGGGAUAUCAUAACUCACCUCUCGUUCAUUCCCAAAGAGCACGCCUUGUUCAAAGCAGCCACGUGGCCGGCGUUUAUUGCAGGAGCAGAAACGAAUGAUCGCGAGAGACAGGAUUGGAUAGUGAGACGAUUUGAAGAGCUGUGGGACGUCGAACCGUGGGGUUUGAUAAAGGGAGCGUUGGGCGUGUUGCUAAAGAUCUGGUCAAAUAGAAUGACCAAUGUCGUGGAUGGUGACAAAGUCAAUGUCAGGGCUGAGAAGUUGGAACAUAGUAAUUGGAUCCAAGACUUGCGAGGACGAGGCGUCGAUUGGCUUGUCAUAUAG